Molecule: messenger RNA, 2698 nt
Organism: Lagopus leucura (white-tailed ptarmigan)
Lineage: Eukaryota; Metazoa; Chordata; Aves; Galliformes; Phasianidae
Gene: BIN1
Product: bridging integrator 1
Exons: 19
Coding region: 69-1760 (563 amino acids)
Biological process (GO): regulation of endocytosis
Cellular component (GO): cytoplasm; synaptic vesicle; plasma membrane
Molecular function (GO): phospholipid binding; tau protein binding
Source: RefSeq, a predicted model, not a curated record
CCCGCCGGGUUUUCCCCCCCUUCCCGCCGGCCCGGCGCUCGCAGCCGCCCGUUAAAAGAGCAGGCAAGAUGGCCGAGCUGGGCAGCAAGGGGGUGACGGCCGGCAAGAUCGCCAGCAACGUCCAGAAGAAGCUCACCCGGGCGCAGGAGAAGGUCCUUCAGAAGCUUGGGAAAGCAGACGAAACAAAAGAUGAGCAGUUUGAACAGUGUGUGCAGAACUUCAACAAGCAGCUGUCUGAAGGCACGAGACUGCAGAAGGAUCUCCGAACUUACUUGUCUUCUGUAAAAGCUAUGCAUGAAGCCUCCAAGAAGCUGACGGAGUGUUUGCAGGAAGUUUAUGAGCCGGACUGGCCUGGGAGAGAUGACACAAAUAAAAUAGCAGAGAACAAUGAUCUCCUCUGGACAGAUUUCCAUCAGAAACUGGUGGAUCAGGCUCUUCUGACCAUGGAUACAUACCUUGGCCAAUUCCCAGAUAUCAAAUCUCGCAUAGCAAAGCGAGGAAGGAAGCUUGUGGAUUAUGACAGUGCCAGACACCACUUUGAAGCCCUGCAAACUGCAAAGAAGAAGGAUGAAACCAAAAUUGCGAAGGCUGAAGAAGAGUUAGUAAAGGCUCAGAAGGUGUUUGAAGAAAUGAACAUUGAUCUGCAGGAGGAGCUGCCUUCACUAUGGAAUAGUCGUGUUGGUUUCUACGUCAACACAUUCCAGAGUAUAGCAGGCCUAGAAGAAAACUUCCACAAAGAGAUGAGCAAGUUGAACCAAAACCUCCAUGAUGUCCUGCUGGGUCUAGACAAGCAGUACUCAGGCAAUGCCUUUCCCAUUAAAGCACAGCCCAGAAAGAAAACUAAACUGUUCGCCAGGCUGAGGAAAAAGAUGAGCAGGUACCGUGACAGCACCCCAGCGAAAGCAAAUAAAAGCCCCUCGCCUCCACCAGAUGGAUCUCCCAUCACCAGCCCUGAGACCAAGACUGUUAACCAUGAGCUGGAACCAUCCACUUUGGAAGCACCUGGGGCAAGCAUCCCAAAAUCACCAUCUCAGUUGAGGAAAGGGCCUCCGGUGCCUCCGCCUCCAAAAGUCACCCCUUCCAAGGAGAUCAAGCAGGAGAACAUCAUCAGUCUGUUUGAUGACAAUUUUGUCCCUGAGAUAAGUGUGACAACCCCCUCGCAGUUUGAUGCCCCUGGGCCCUUCCAGGAGGGAGCCAGCCUGUUGGAUCUGGAUUUUGAUCCCAUUAAACCAGAUGCCACUAUGGGGAAGACCCCCACACCUGCUUCUCAGUCUUUACCUUGGGAUUUAUGGGAGCCUACAGAAGCAGCCCAUGCAGGAGCUGAAGCAGCUGGAUCUGAAGCAGCAGCUGGAGCUGAAGCAUCUAAAACUGAAGGUGAUUCAGGAUCGAGCUCUCUGCCCGCUGUCGUUGUGGAGACUUUCCCUGCUACUGUCAAUGGCACUGUGGAAGGAGGCGCCUCCUCUGAAAGAGCUGACAUGCCACCAGGAUUUCUGUUCAAGGUCCAGGCUAUGCAUGAUUACACAGCUACCGACAGUGAUGAGUUGCAGCUGAAGGCCGGGGAUGUGGUGCUUGUGAUUCCAUUUGAGAACCCUGAGGAGCAGCUGGAUGUGGGUGCAACAGCCAUGAACUCGAGACUCUCCAGGCUGCAGAGGGAUGAAGGAUGGCUGAUGGGUGUGAAGGAGUCUGACUGGAUCCAGCAUAAGGAACUUGACCAAUGCCGAGGGGUUUUCCCAGAGAAUUUCACAGAGCGGGUGCAGUGAAAGCAUGAGCCUGCCAGCCACGUUUCUGCUGGAAGAAAGCAAGUUUUCUGGUAGAUAAUUGAAAAAGAGCAGUAAAAACAAAGAGAAUUUUAAAGGAACAGAAGCCUGAAAAAAUUGUCAACUUAAAGGGUGUGUGCUUUUCAAAGGGCAAGGUUUCAGAAGUAAAUUGCAAUUCAAAGCGUUAUCAAAAUAUAUAAAUACUACUACUACUAAGGCAGACCGAUUACGCUCUUCCUCCUUCGGUUUAACAGCGUUUGAAUUCAGAGGACUGACACAGAAGCAACUCAGUGUGGUUCUUUAAAUGCUGCAUUGACUGAAUUGGCGUGAUGUCAGUCCGACCCCUGGAAAGGCAGUGUUUGUCUGUUGGCUUGAGAGCUUUUGCUCUUGGGUGGGUUCACCUGUUUCGUCUUGAAGGUGGCUUGCAUGGCAACUAGAAAAAUUCAGCCUUCCCCACAAGAUCAACCUACAGUAGGCCAAACUUCCUGUGAUGCUGUUGAAAAAAAUAUUUAGUGUAUAGUGUUCACCAAUACAAUGUAUGUGUGUGUAUUUUAUUUUCUUCCUUUAAGACAGUGUUAUGCAAACUAAUUUUAUAUGUGUAGAGAAAGGAGAAACUACGUGGUAAUGACAUGGAGGUGAAAUGUGUCAAGCUGUGCUCAGUCCAAAGUUCUUUCAACUGCAAGCAUUAAAUUCUCACAGUAGUGUAUUGGCCUGCGAGAGCUAAAGGGAAUGGAGGAAUUGAAGAGGACAAACAAGACAAAAUGAGCAGAUGCCAUCUACCUGAUGGGAAUGAUGCCCUGCCCCUACAAGCCCUGUAGGCACUUUCAGAAGAGUUUAAAUUCGUGUAGAUGGAAGAUAGCACUCAAAUCUGAAAGGAAAAUGUGUUUCUAAAGAAAAUUUAAAGAAAAAUAUUCUUCUGAAAGGAUGUCUUAAGAGAAAAA